AUGGGAACCAUUCUACCCUACGCAGCCGUGCAUCCUAAAACUUCAAAGGGUCGGGUGUUUGGGAACCUGACCAUUUGUGGUCACUCUUUUAUGGCCCGGACACGAUCUGAUCAUCAUAUAUACCGGGUGCCAUCCCAGCCGUACGUACAAAUUACACCAAAUUCCGACAUGAUCCUCAUCACCCUCGUGUCCGUGAUCGCUGUGGCAAGUGCCACCCGGUACCUGGACCCAUUGAACGCCCGCAUAGUGGGUGGCGCCCAGGCUGACGAGAACGAGUGGCCCUGGCAGGUGUCCCUCCAGUCCCGAGCCUACUCCUUCUUCCCCUGGUCCCACUUCUGUGGCGGCUCUCUGAUUGCCCCCAACUACGUCCUCACAGCCGCGCACUGCGUGGAUGGACAGGGGGCCAGAAACAUCCGAGUUGUCGCCGGCUUACAUCGCCAGUCCUCCACCACAACAGCCCAGGCCAUAGGAGUGUCUAGAAUCAUCAUGCACCCGGAUUAUGAUGGUAACGGAGCGGGUUUUCCCAAUGACAUUGCCCUUCUGGAACUGAGUGGAGAGGUGACCUCCAACAGGGCAUCAACCAUCGCUCUGGCCCGGGGGACCAGCAGCUUCAUCGGGAACCCCGACUGCUGGAUCACAGGGUGGGGGAAGACGUCGGCAAACAGUGGGAUAUCUGAGGUUCUAAUGGAGGCUCGAAUGGAUGUCAUUGGCAACGGAGACUGCUCAAACCAGUGGAGGGACAUUUCCGGUGCAACCAUCUUUGAUACUCACAUCUGCUUACAGGCUGAAGGCAAAUCAGCGUGCAGUGGAGACUCUGGGGGACCACUGGUAUGCCGGGAUAAUGGGGCCUACGUCUUAGCCGGAGCUACGUCAUGGGGGAUUACCACUUGUGAGGGAUACCCCAGUGUCUAUGUCAGAGUCAGUAAAUACCUGGACUGGAUCAACUCUAACAUGAACUGAAACACGUGUAUCAUAAACUGGUCUCUUUAAAAUAAAUCAUUAAUAAAAAG
Molecule: messenger RNA, 1010 nt
Organism: Saccostrea cuccullata (small rock oyster)
Lineage: Eukaryota; Metazoa; Mollusca; Bivalvia; Ostreida; Ostreidae
Product: fibrinolytic enzyme, isozyme C-like
Exons: 6
Coding region: 1-960 (319 amino acids)
Biological process (GO): proteolysis
Molecular function (GO): serine-type endopeptidase activity
Source: RefSeq, a predicted model, not a curated record